Messenger RNA from Lampris incognitus (smalleye Pacific opah), 1495 nucleotides. It is a transcript of the gene cnbpa, whose product is annotated as CCHC-type zinc finger, nucleic acid binding protein a. The transcript is spliced from 5 exons. Lineage: Eukaryota; Metazoa; Chordata; Actinopteri; Lampriformes; Lampridae. Gene Ontology annotation, molecular function: mRNA binding; single-stranded RNA binding; translation regulator activity. Gene Ontology annotation, cellular component: cytoplasm. Bases 116 to 613 code for a protein of 165 amino acids. Gene Ontology annotation, biological process: positive regulation of cytoplasmic translation. The record is from RefSeq and is a predicted model, not a curated record.
CUAGCUUUGAGUGGACGCUCUGAAUGACACUCGAAACUCGUGUUCACAACGCGUGUAGCACAACGAAGGAAAGAAGGCGUAAACAGAAUCACCCAACUAGUUAGCAAGCAAGAUAAUGGAGAUGAGCAGCAGCAGCGAGUGCUUUGGUUGUGGCCGCACUGGGCACUGGAUCAAGAACUGUCCAAACGCUGGUGGGCGUGGACGUGGCAGAGGCCGAGGACGAGGCAAGGACUUGUUCUGCUACCGAUGUGGAAACCAAGGUCAUAUUGCCAGGGACUGUGAGCAGACCGAGGAUGCUUGUUACAACUGCCACAGGAGUGGCCAUAUUUCUCGGGACUGCAAGGAGCCCAAGAAGGAGCGGGAGCAGGUUUGCUACAGCUGUGGUAAAGCUGGCCAUGUAGCUCGUGACUGUGACCACGCCAACGAGCAGAAAUGCUAUUCCUGCGGAGGAUUUGGGCAUAUCCAGAAACUUUGCGAUAAAGUGAAAUGCUACAGGUGUGGUGAGAUCGGCCAUGUUGCUGUGCAUUGCAGUAAAUCUAAUGAGAUGAACUGCUACAAUUGUGGAAAGUCAGGUCAUCUUGCAAAAGAGUGCACCAUUGAAGCCACAGCAUAAUCAGUGCCCUAUGUUGCCCCUCCUAUUUUUCAGAUUGAUGGUUGGUUGUAUUAUUUUCUCUGAAUCCUCUUCACUGGCCAAAGGUUGGCUAACAGAGGCUAGUCCCAGGCCAGUGAGCCUCACGACAUGAAAUACAAUGAAAGGGGUGAUUAAAUAUCUAUCUGCAUUCAAUACAAAAAUGUUUUAGUUUGAUAGCGGUGUUAUGUAUAAUGCUUUGUUAAAGAACCCCCCCCUUUCCAAGCCACUGGUGAUCAGAGAUGACUGAAUGGGACUAAAUAUAUGGGAUAUAGGAUCUCUGAGCUUGUCGAAGAGAGUCUCAGCAAGAUAAGAAGGGAGUUAAUGUAAACCUGAACUUUCAGGUUGGAUAUUUUGGUUUGUUUUUAGUGGGAUACGAUGAGUUGGCCAAGAGAGUAUGACAUGGAAAACAGUUCACAACACGUUGCAUUGGAGCCCUAUAAGUCGAGUGGGCAACAAACUACAUGAUAUAUUGCAAAGUAAAAAAAUUGGAGGCAUAAAAAGAAUCUUGAAGUUCUUUUUAUAGAAACCUGUUUACAAGAUCACUUAAACCAAGGUAGAUGUGUCCUUUAAAUGGCUAGGGGAUUUUUUUCUACCUUGGUGGUAAUUCACAUCAAGAACAGUUGUUAGUUCAGCAGAAUUAGGAGUUAUUUGGGAAUGGAAAAUGUUUUCACAGAAAUCAAAUGUUAUUUUUGUACAAUAUCACUUAGACUACUGUAAAAAUACCAUUUGCUUGUACUCGGUUUUUAAGUCAGAAGGAAAAUGCAACUGAAGUCCUAGAAAAUAGAAAUGUAAUUUUAAACUGUCAAUAAAGCUGGAGGAGCACGGGGAGAAAAUUUUUGAUCGCUUUAUUUUCAGUUGCAAAGG